This is a messenger RNA of Paramecium octaurelia, 501 nucleotides long. Lineage: Eukaryota; Ciliophora; Oligohymenophorea; Peniculida; Parameciidae. The record is from the annotation of a GenBank genome assembly.
UUUAAAUGAGUUAUCUCUAUUCACCCUACAGAUCCUAUGCCAGACCCUACUAGUAUUCACCCACCCGUUCAUAUGUUUCCCCAGUUUACACAUCCACUCCACCAAGAGGUAAAACUUCAAUGCAAAAUACUUAAGGCAAUUCUUGGGUGGAAAGAAUCCCUGUUGAACAGAGAUACACUGAGUAUGUUCCCGAGCAGAGAAUUGAAUACAAGCCAGUCGAGAGAAGAUAUACAGACUACGUGGAAAGUAGGAAAUCAUUGAAAUCAUUAAGUCGAACAUUACAGAGAUUAUGUGCCAGUCCCAAGACUGGAAAGAAGAGUAGAAUACGUGCCAAUAGAGAGAUACAAUGAAGCAGUUGACUAUGUUCCGGUGGAGAGAUCCAGUGUUGUUCGCUAGCCUCUCUCAAAUUCUUUAGCCUACAGCAGAUAUUCCAGAUACCCAUCCAGAUAUUAUUAUUAUUGAUUAUUAUUAUAUAUUAAUUCCACAUCCAUGCGAACACUG